AUGAAUAGUACCGCUGCCGCAAUAAAUCCAAAUCCAAAUGUUAUACCGUUCGAUGAUACGUAUAUUCUUUAUGAUCCACAUGACUUUCUAUCAUUCCUAAGUGCAUAUUUCUCGCUGAUGCCCAUCCUAGUGCUAUCUUUUUAUUUGUCGUGGUUCAUCAUCACGAGAGAGUUAGAAGCCUGCAUCGUGGCCUUCGGCCAGCUGAUGAACGAAAUAUUUAAUAAUGUGAUCAAGAACAUAAUAAAACAACCACGCCCAGUAUCGUUCGGUGCGUCGUUCCAAAAUGAUACUAUGAGAUCUGGUUAUGGAAUGCCCAGCGCACAUUCCCAAUUCAUGGGGUUCUGUUUUACCUAUAACUCCUUAAAAAUAUACACUUCAUGGAGAAAUCUAAACUUAUGGGAAAAAUACAUUUUUUCUGGCGCAUUAGCUUUAUUGUCGUUCUGCGUUUGCUUUUCCAGAGUUUACUUGCACUACCACAAUUUAGAUCAAGUAAUCGUGGGAUUCAGCGUAGGAGCACUGACUGGAUCACUUUAUUUUGUUAUGGUUGGCAUCAUAAGAGAGUUGGGCUUAGUCAAUUGGUUUCUGAAACUACGCAUUAUCAGGUUAUUUUACAUGACAGAUUCAUAUAAUCUGGCACCUUUGACAUUGAAAGAGAACUACGAAGCGUAUUGGAAAAGAAUAAAUCAGCAACCUCUCAAUGAUAAAGCCAAAAAAGAGUAG
Molecule: messenger RNA, 720 nt
Organism: Saccharomyces paradoxus
Lineage: Eukaryota; Fungi; Ascomycota; Saccharomycetes; Saccharomycetales; Saccharomycetaceae
Gene: CAX4
Product: dolichyldiphosphatase
Exons: 1
Coding region: 1-720 (239 amino acids)
Molecular function (GO): sphingosine-1-phosphate phosphatase activity
Source: RefSeq, a predicted model, not a curated record